Messenger RNA from Rhagoletis zephyria (snowberry fruit fly), 651 nucleotides. The record is from RefSeq and is a predicted model, not a curated record. NCBI's taxonomy places the organism in Eukaryota, Metazoa, Arthropoda, Insecta, Diptera, Tephritidae.
AUGAAUGAGACAGAAAACAGUGCCGAAGCCAGAGAUGCAAACUCCGCUGAUGACAAGGCUGCUGCUGAUGAUAACGGUGAAGUGUCAACUCAGCCAGCUUCUCUGCCUUCUCUAAAUACUACUGAAGAGAUUCAAGUGGCGGCUGAACAAGUGGUUGCAGCUUCUAAAGAGGAGGAGGAAGAGGCGAAAAAAGGAGAACAAGUGAAAGGUGGUGCUGAUCAGAUAUCAAAAGCAGAUUCUGAAACUGAUCAGAUGCCAGCAGAGGCAGAUAAUUCUGAAGCUGAUAACACUCCAUUACCAUCAUCAGAUGAUGCAGAGAUGGUAAUGACCACAACAGGUGAUGAUAAUGGCAAUGGUAAUGAUACUGGCGGGAAAGAGGAAUCGGAGAACUUGGAAAGUGCCUCACAAAAUAACGGUGAUAUGUCAAAUGGAGGUACUUUGGAGGAGGAGGAGGAUUCUUCUGCUGAUAAUGGUUCGACUUCAGAGACCGAAAAUGUCGCCGUCGCCGCCACAACUGCUGCUUCAUCUGCUUCAUCUUCCCUUGAGCCAAAUGUGUUCCCCUCCACUUCAGCAGACUUUGCAAUCCUCCCCGAGGUGGUGACCACUGAUGAGAACACCAACAACAACACCGAGGAACUUCAAACUGAGAAA